This is a messenger RNA of Spirodela intermedia, 3565 nucleotides long. The record is from the annotation of a GenBank genome assembly. NCBI's taxonomy places the organism in Eukaryota, Viridiplantae, Streptophyta, Magnoliopsida, Alismatales, Araceae.
AUGCUGCACAGGGCUGCGAGCAACGCGUAUUCAUGGUGGUGGGCGAGCCACAUCCGAACCAAGCAGUCGAAAUGGCUAGACAACAACCUCCAAGGCGAGAUUCUGCCCCCUCUUUCAUCAUCAUCAUCAUCAUAAUCAUCUUGGCGAAUUAUCUCCUGGUCGACCUAAUCGCCUGCUUAUCUCGCCCUCCACGCUUCAAUGGAUGAACUGCGAUGGAAUUUGUCCCCCAUCGUCUGUCCAUCACAUGGUGUCAGCGGAUCAAUGGGUGCCGAGCGGGGGCUACCCUGGAACAGACGACUUAUGCAUCGUACCACGCAUAAAUCUCGAAUUAUCCUGAAGAUCAUAUCUCGGAAGCCGCAUGUUUAUCGCGCACUCAUGGAGAUUCUUUAUUUUUUAAACUUCCUCUUCUUCUUCUUGGCUGAUGGCGCUGAAUGAUCUGAUUGCCCGCCAUCUCUUUCCCUCUUUCUUCACCAUGUUUUUUGCAACUUUGUUGCAUGAUCGAAAAUGGUCGACAUUGAUAAUUUGGAGAUGUUCUUCGCUUGAAUGCAUACGCCCGGCAGACGUCGAGGUGAAGGUGGAGAGCAUGCUGAAGCUCAUCGAAGAGGACGGCGACUCCUUCGCGCAGAAGGCGGAGAUGUACUACCGGAAGCGGCCGGAGCUCGUGAAGUUCGUCGAGGAGUUUUACAGGGCCUAUCGGGCCCUGGCGGAGCGGUACGACCAUAUCUCCGGCGAGCUCCACAAGGCCAACAAAACCCUAGCCACCGUCUUCCCUGACCAGCUCCAGCUGGCCAUCGCCGAUGGGGAGGAGAUCUGCUCCGACAAAGCCCUUUCUGCCACCGUCUUCCCCGGCCGGGUUAAGCUGGGCCUGGAGGACGAGGAGGAGAUCUCCUCCACCGCCGCGGCGCCCCCCAGCGAACCCACCGAAACCCCGGGGCCUUCUCUUCCCAAGGACCUGGAGAAGGUCACUGCCAUGGCGACGAAGCUGCGGCUGCCUGAGAGGGUUGACCUGGAGAUGGGCAGAGAGAAGGCGCAGGAGGAGAUCGACAAGCUCCAGAAGGGGAUCCUGAUCCUCCAGACCGAGAAGGAGUUCAUAAAGAGCUGCUACGAGAGCAAUCUGGCCAAGUACUGGGACAUCGAGAGGAGGAUGACGGACAUGCAGCGCCAGGUCUGCAACCUGCAGGACGAUUAUAACGUCAGCGUGAGCAUUGAGGACGAUGAAGCUCGCGCUCUAAUGACAGCGACUGCCCUCAAGUCCUGUGAGGCUGCCCUGGUCAACUUGCAGGAGCAGCAGAAACAGUCCAUGGAGGAGGCGAGGUUGGAGUCCGACAGAAUCAGAGCUGUGAGGGCUAAGCUGAUGUCCCUCAAGGCGGCGGCGACGGCGACGGCAACGGCGACGGCGACGGCGAAGGCCCAGGGGGAGGAGAGCUCCGAAGAGGCUAUGGAGCCGAGCUCUGAGAUGACUGUGGAACCUGCUGCUCUGGCGCAGGAGAGGCUGGAGCUGCAGUUUGUGUGCGAGAAGAUCAAGGAACACUUUGAGAAGGCUUCCGUGGAGGAGCUCGCCGAGAAGAUCGACGAGCUCGUGGAUAAGAUCAUCAGCUUGGAGGUGACAGUUUCCUCGCAGACCGCGCAGAUUCUGAGGCUAAGAUCGGAGACCGAUGAGCUCCAGAGGAGCUUGCAGAGCUUCGAGGAGGAGAAGGCUCUUGCUGCCGCUGCCGCUACCGUUACUGCUGCUGAGAAUGCUGCUGCUGAUGAUGAUGGCGACCACGGCUCUGAAAGCCUGAGCGAGAAGCUCAAAGAUGCAGAGGAGGAGCUGGGUCGGCUUCAAUCUCUUGACAAAUCCGUUCGAGAUGAGACCCAGAAGCUUCAAGUCGACUUCUCCAGCGCCUGCCGUAGCUUCCGUGAUCUUUCUGAAAAAUUACAGUCUGCGGAUGGCAGUUGUUCAUCGCAGGAGGACCGCGAUGGAGAAGAAGAAGAAGAAGGUAUUAAGGCUCCCACUGACGAAUCAAACCAUGGGUUGGCGACGGAGGCUUCUUGUUCGAUGCUCGAACCUGGUCUCUGCGCGGAGGACCGGGGAAUGGAGGUCAUUCACUCCGACCCUGGUGAAGAGCUCCCGGAUCAGAAACAGGAGGACGAGAUCGGAAAGAUUGGGAAACCUGCAGCACCGAACCGGGAGGAUGGAACUGCAGAUCCAGAAGGAAUCGCCGACGAUUCCUCGUGGAGGAUCGUAGAAUUGGAGCAGGAAGAUCAGAAUGGCGAAAACAAUCACGCUCCUAGAGCGGAAUUUGAUGGCAUGGCGAAGAAGGAUCUUGUUCUCAUUUCUGACGCAGAAGAUGACCGGGAGUGCGAAGCGGGCGAGACCGGUCCGACUGGGAUGCGGCAGGAGGACGAAGAAGAUCGCGCUCUGGACUGGCAGCAGCUGCUCCUGAUCGGACUGGAGGACAGGGAGAAGCUCUUGUUGGCCGAGUACACGUCCAUACUGAGGAACUACAAGGAGACGAAGCGGAAGCUAUCGGAGGCCGAGAGGAGGCACAACCAGCAUCUGCUGGAAAUGAUGGCGAAGGUCAGGGAUUUGAAGAACGCCUGCGCGAUGAAGGACGAGGAGAUCCUGUCCCUCCGGCAAAAGCUGCAACUCUUGGAGGCUAAUCAAGAAAACCCAGGUGGGUACUCGGUGGAGCGGCGAGACCCGCAGUCCCAGGCGGCCGGAGAGAAGGAAGAGGCCUCGCCCUCAUCCUUCUCCACCUUCUUCGCCGAGUUGAAGGACGAAGGCGGCGACCCAGAGGGCCUCCUCGCCAAGGAGAUCAAUCUGCAGGUCCCCGACAAACCAGAGACGGAGAACGCCGUCGAGGGGAGGUUCAGAAGGGACAUCGACGGGCUGCUGGAGGAGAACCUCGAGUUCUGGCUGAGAUUCAGCGCGUCGUUUCAACAGAUACAGAAGCUCCAAACCGCUUGGCGGGGCCUGCAGGCGGAAAUCGCCAACCUGAGUGACGGCAGGAAGACGGAGGGCGGUGGCGCCGCCGGGGGGGGGGCGUCCGGCAGCUCCUCCGACGCCGUCGCUGCGCUCUUCACCAACCUGGCGGACCUCCAGACCGAGCUGCUGGCCUGGGUGGACCAGAACGCCCAGCUCAAGGCCGAGCUGCAGUGUCGGUUCUCGUCCCUCUGCAACAUCAAGGACGAGAUGUCGAGGGUUCUCUCCGACUCCGCCGGCACCGAGGAGGCACCAUUGACGCCCUACCAGGCGGCGAAGUUCCACGGGGAGCUGCUGAACAUGCAGCAGGAGAACAACAAGGUAGCCGACGAGCUCCAGGCGGGGCUGGACCAUGUGAAGGCGCUGCAGGCGGAGGUGGACCGGUCCAUGGCGGGGCUCCGUCGGAAUCUGGGCAUCUCCCCGCCGGCGAAGGCUCAGCCCCACUACCAUUUCCGGCAUUUCUCCGGCAGGACCCGGGUCCCCCUCCGGUCCUUCCUCUUCGGGGCCAAGCCCAAGCCCAAGAAGCCCUCCAUCUUCUCCUGCAUGAACCCGGCGUUGCAGAAGCAGUACAGCGACCUGACGGCCGGCCUUCCUCCCUGA